This is a messenger RNA of Sardina pilchardus (European sardine), 2686 nucleotides long. RefSeq names its product putative ZDHHC-type palmitoyltransferase 6. The transcript has 12 exons. Gene Ontology annotation, molecular function: palmitoyltransferase activity; protein binding. Lineage: Eukaryota; Metazoa; Chordata; Actinopteri; Clupeiformes; Clupeidae. The record is from RefSeq and is a predicted model, not a curated record. Bases 154 to 1863 code for a protein of 569 amino acids.
CCUCACUGUUAACCAACCAAACAAAGCUCUCUGAUGUUGCUCUCCGGUGGACUUUGACAGGGGAAGGGUAGCGUUACCUGCGCGGAAAUGUCAUAAUCGCCGCUGUGUGUUUGACAACUGAGCAGUCAGCGGAGGCAGUAACGACAGGCUAUCAUGGUCCCUGUUACGGCGGGAGAGGGCGGCAUAUUAGAGGCUGUACAGCGUGGUAAUCUCGAGCAAUGCGAGCAUCUCAUCCAGCUCGAUCGCUCUGUUCUCAAACAGAAAGGCUGGGGUGGCUUCACAGCGCUCCACUUUGCUGCUCUCCAUGGAAACCGUGCUGUGGGAGACCUUCUGCUGGACAGCGAGGCCGACCCCAACCUGCCCUGCGACUCUGGACAAACACCCUUCCACUUCGCCUGCAGGCAUGGCAACGUGUACACCAUGCAUAAGAUGCUGCAGCACGGAGCCGACCUCCACAUUCGAGACCACCAGGGCAAGAGCGCAAUGCACCACGCCGCCUGCGGGGGGAGCCUUAUUUCCAUGCAGUAUCUAGCGGAUAGUGGAAUGUUUCAGUUCUCGGACACGGACCAGUUCCUGCUGACGCCGCUGCACCUGGCCGCCACCAUCGGCAACGUGGACGUGGUGCGCUACCUGCUGCGGAACAAUCGGUGUGCAGCGGAGGCAGUGGACCAGCAGGGGGCGACGGCGCUGCAUGUGGCAGCUGAGCGCGGGUGUGUGGAGGUGUGUUGGGUUCUCCUGCAGAACGCCGGCCUGGGCCUCUUACACGCCGAAACACACAACGGACACACGCCGCUCGACAUCGCCAGCCGCGGAAACUCCUACCGUGGUCUCUUGGCAGGCAAGAUGGACGACAACAUCAACAACUCCGGUGUGAAUUCUCCAAACCGUCCUCACCACGAGCAUCAGGAGCUGAGCAAGCUCCUGUCCAAGUACGCCAACAAACCAGCCGACUACAAGCCCUCAAACUCUUACGGUAUUUACUACUGGACGCUUCUCUUGCCGUCCCUGAGCGGGGGCGUGGUUCUUAUUGUCGCCACGGCGAUGGGGGAGUAUGGGGGUGUGGUCUGUGGGCUUCUCUUCCCGCUAUUGGCCAGGAGCACGCUAACGCAGUACCACCGCAUCAGCACCUACCAGAGGUUUCCUAACCCGGUGUAUCUGGGAACCCUCUCAGCUGGGAUUCUACACUCUAUCAUCUGCAUCUUCUACAAGAUCCUCCCCAGUGUGUGGCCGUCGGGUCUUCUCCUGCACGUGUGUGUGCUGCACUGCUCGGCACUGCUGCUCCUCUACUGGACGCUGCUCAGGAGGGACCCCGGACGCAUGGCCGCCUCCACCUCCGACCCCCGAUACACCUCCAUCGCCGACCUGCUGCACCACCAGCAGAGCCCACAGCACUUCUGCACCACCUGCGAGCUGUUUCAGGUGGACAACAGUAAGCACUGCCGUCUGUGUGACGUGUGUGUCCUGAACUAUGACCACCACUGCCUCUUCCUCAACCGCUGCGUCGGCCGGGGCAACCACCGCCUCUUCCUGCUCUUCCUGAUUGCCAUGGCGAUUAGCCACAUCCUCUUUCUCGCAGUGGGCGGGCUCUACAUGAAGCCACUCCUCUGGGCGGAGCCUGUCACCACGGUGAUCGGGCGGGAAGCCUGGGUGGUGGUGCUGUGCGUCCUGAACGCACUCACGUUGCUAUGGGAACUGUGGUUGCUGAACGAGCAGUUCCAGGUGGUUGCCAUGGGAACGACGACGUAUUUCCGGCGUGCUCCGGCAGUUGCGCUAAGCCGGAAGGAACGAUGGAGGAACGUCCUGUUUUUCCUCCUUGAGGGACGCAUCCCCAGAACCGGGAGAGCAGGAACACAUAUGGUUUAAGGAUUUCAAGUGUGUGUGUGUAUGUGUGUGUGCGUGUGUGUCUGUGUCUCUGUCUGUGUGUCUGUGUCUGUGUGUCUGUCUCUGUAUGUGCGUGUGUCUACAUGUGUGUGUGUGUGUGUGUGGGAGUGCGUGUUAUGGUCAACACUCAAUCAACUUAAUGUUAAUAUAGUUCCUAAACUCAGGCCUCCCUUAGAGAUCGACCACUUAUACCGAUAUACUGCUGUGUUUUUGUGUGUGUGUGUGUGUGUGUGUGUGUGUGUGUGUGUGUGUGUGUGUGUGUGUGUGUGUGUGUGUGUGUGUGUGUGUGUGUGUGUGUGUGUGUGUGUGUGUGUGUGUGUGUGUGUGUGUGUGUGUGUGUGUGUGUGUGUGUGUGCGUGCGUGACAUUAUAGGUCUGUGUAUUGUGAUUGAAUCUUUUAUUGUUGUUCAAUACAUGACCACUCAAUGCUCUGUUAAUGUGUCUUAAAAGGAACAGUUCACUUGUGAUCUCUGUUGUGUGAGUGUUCUCUGUGUGUGUGUGUGUGUGAGAGAGAAAGAGAGAGAGCGUGAGUGAGUUAGAGAAAGAGGGAGUGUCUGUGGUGUGUGUGUGUGUGUGUGUGUGUGUUCUGUUCUAUUCCUUCAUGUGUACCUCAUACACCUGUAUAUGUUUACCUGCAUGCUUGUCUGUGUAUCUGUUUGUUUGUAUGUUUGUUUGUUUGUAUGCUGCAGACAGAGAUCCCACUGUAUAAACUAGUCUGUCUAACAGGAGGACGUUUACUUGAAUUUUACACAUUGUAAAGUAUUUUUGUUGCAAGUUUUAAAAUAAAACAGCCUUGUGAUGGUGUG